Pogona vitticeps (central bearded dragon) is the source of this 1298-nucleotide messenger RNA. NCBI's taxonomy places the organism in Eukaryota, Metazoa, Chordata, Lepidosauria, Squamata, Agamidae. The record is from RefSeq and is a predicted model, not a curated record.
UGCAAAGUGUCCUGGGAUCUCUGCUGAUGGGCAGGCUAGGAAGUGAACGAUUAAAAGCACCAGCAUGUCUCUCUCCUGUGUUUGCAUAGCCUUGCAAUCCUGUACCCUGAGAUUUCAGGGUGGGAUGUAGCCCACAAAACACGUUGGACCCAUUCCGAGGAAUGCAGGGAGAUAAAGCCAUUUGCAAAAGCCCACAACCCAACAGGUCAGAAUCAGGGGCGAAGGAAUGAGUGGGAGUUUUGUCCGUCCUCCCCCUUUCCUCUUCCUUUUCCAGACUUCCAUGUCCAGUACCGGAUCGCUGGGAAGACGGGGGGCUGUGAGGAGAAGUUUUUAGAGGACGUCUCCAAGCUCCUGCACUACCAGGGGGUCUCUCUCAAGGUGGAGACGUUUGUUGAAAACCUGAAGCACCCCCUUCUGCUCUUCUGCCCCAUCGCUUCCUCCAUGCUCAUUGACAUUGAAAACGCCCUCCAGGGAGUCCGUGGCGAGCGGAAGGUCCUCCUGGUGGUGAUGCACUAUGUUCAAAAGGAGAACUCAGGAACCCCUGUGGAUGCUAAGCACCGCAUGACCCAUCCGGCCGUGGUGCGGACCGUGCACACCCGCUUCACCCUCCAGGAUGGCUUCUACCCUUGUGAGAUGAACGAGAGGGCCAUGGCUGACGUGGCAUCUGCUCUGCAAAACUUUGGGAAAGGCCACAGAGAACUUGGAGGAAGACAGAGGCUUGGAAGAGCAGCAAUGAGGGAACAUGAAUGGUCAUUUGACGGAUUAGCUGUGGACAUCCCGACUUCAUUACGCCUCAAUAUUUCCUCCAAAGAAAGUACCGUGAGAUCUCUGCUGAAGGACUUCCACAUCCAGGUCCGUACCACCGCAAAUACAGGUGGAUGUGAGGAGAGGUUUUUAAAGACUGUCUCAAACCGCCUGUUGUUUCAAAGAAUCUCUCUAAAAGUGAAAGACUUCAGAGACAACUCGAAGCCCCUCCUUCUGCUCUUCUGCCCCAUAGUUUCCCGCAUGGGCACUGACAUCGAAAACGCCCUCGAGGGGAUCAGUGGUGAGCAGAAGGUCCUCCUGGUGGUGAUGCACUAUACACCGAAGGACAACCCAGGAACCCCUCUGGAGGCUAAGCACCGGGUGCCCCAUCCAGCCGUGGUGGGGACCGUGCACACCCGCUACACCCUUAAGGAUGGCUUCUAUGCUUGUGAGAUGAACGCGGUGGCCGUGGCUGACGUGGCAGCUGCCAUCAAGGCCCUCAGCGAGGGUCACUGAGGGGAGGGGACUCUGGUGUUUCGGGUGCCCUUCUUGCG